Molecule: messenger RNA, 6573 nt
Organism: Mobula hypostoma (lesser devil ray)
Lineage: Eukaryota; Metazoa; Chordata; Chondrichthyes; Myliobatiformes; Myliobatidae
Product: cyclin-T1-like
Exons: 9
Coding region: 203-1744 (513 amino acids)
Biological process (GO): positive regulation of DNA-templated transcription, elongation; regulation of transcription by RNA polymerase II
Cellular component (GO): nucleus; cyclin/CDK positive transcription elongation factor complex
Molecular function (GO): cyclin-dependent protein serine/threonine kinase activator activity
Source: RefSeq, a predicted model, not a curated record
UUUUUAAUCUGGCAAAAAGAGGGAGACUUAUGUUUUGAAUUUUAAAAAAAAAAGAAAUAGGGCGAGCCCUCUGCUCGAAUUGGAGUUCGGCGCAGGCGGGAGGAGCGCGUGUGUUGACGUAAGGGGCGCGCUUGCUCACCCGCGGCGGUUCUGUUGCCGUUGAGGAGGGAGAAGGCGGUGGCGGCGCGCGUACUCGCCCACAAUGAUUCCUGUGACGUAUACACGUGGAUGCGCGCGGCCGCUCCGCGCUCCUCCCCGCCGGCGCCGUGUGGGGGAAAUGGCGGCAGCGGCUGCUUCGAGUUCCUUAGUGCCGGCCAGUCGCUGGUGCUUCAGCCGGCAGCAACUGCAGGACAGCCCGUCGCGACGGGGCGGCGUGGACUGGGACAAGGAGCUGUCGUACCGGCAGCAAACUGCCAAUCUACUGCAGGAUAUGGGCCAGCGGCUCAGCGUUUCCCAGCUGACCAUUAACACGGCAAUCGUUUACAUGCACCGAUUUUAUAUGCAGCAGUGUUUCACCAAGUUUCAUCGCAACAUCAUCGCCCCUGCCACUCUCUUCUUAGCUGCCAAGGUGGAGGAGCAACCUCGCAAGCUGGAGCAUGUAAUUAAAGUGGCGCACGCCUGCCUGAACCCACAGGAACCCCCACCUGAUGUCAAGAGUGAGGCCUACCUGCAGGAAGCACAGGACCUGGUCAUCCUAGAAAGCAUCAUACUGCAGACCCUGGGGUUCGAGAUCACCAUAGAUCACCCGCACACCCAUGUGGUGAAGUGUACGCAGCUAGUCAGAGCGAGCAAGGAUCUGGCACAGACAUCAUACUUCAUGGCUACCAACAGCCUCCACCUCACCACCUUCUGCCUGCAGUACCAGCCUGCUGUGGUGGCCUGUGUUUGCAUACACCUCGCCUGCAAGUGGUCCAACUGGGAGAUCCCCGUCUCCACAGACGGCAAGAAUUGGUGGGAGUAUGUUGACCCCACCGUCACACUGGAACUGCUGGAUGAACUGACGCACGAGUUCCUCCAGAUCCUGGAGAAGACCCCCAGUCGCUUGAAACGCAUCAAGAACUGGCGGGCCACCCAGGCAGCGAAGAAGCCUCGUUUGGAGGAUCCAGAGACAGAGGAGGUGUCCUGGGCUGCUCCCCUAUCAGCACAUACGGCCAUUGGCACCUGCCCGGAGCCACCGGCUGGCGGGGCAGGGCCUGUGGAUGAGCGAGGAGUACGAGUUGGCCCCUCCCAUGCCACUGUACCUGGUGGCACCCUCCCGCAGCGGGUGAGCCUGUCUGAGUACCGGGCCAAGCGUGCCGAAGAGCUGGCCCAGCAGCGGCAGCGGGCUGCGGUGCCCCUCCACCCAAGGCUGCGUCUGCCUCCAGCGCUGGAGGAAGGAUUGGAGAGUGGAGAGAGGGAAGACGAAGGGGAGAGAGGGCGGAGAGAUAGGAGGAGGGAGGGAGCCCAUCGCCACAAGCGUCAUCGGCAUCACUGCGGAUGGGGUGGUGAGGAGGAGGCUGGGAGCAGGCACAAGCAGCCCCACCCCUCCAAAAUGCCAGGACCUCCUCCCCCACCACAUCCCCCUCCCCCACCCCCUCCUCUCCCCUCAUCGCUGCCACUGGAGACCAAUGGUCAUGGGCAUUACCAGGAUGCCUUUGACAUGCUCGAGUCCCUGCUCAGUGCUCAAGGGGUGCCCCGAACAGCCCAGCCCCCUCCCCCGCUGCCCACCGAGCCCCCUCCGCCUCUGCCCCCUCUACCCAAAUGAAACCAGUGAUGGGGUGGGGGUGGGGUAUUCUCCCUUUGCCCUUGGCCUCCACCACCGUCAAAACACAGGGACAGAAAGUGGGUUGGGGGUCCCCUUUUGCCCCUCUCCCUGUGAACCAGGGUCAGGGGUAGUUCUCCCUCCAUACCAUCCCAUCACUGUCCAAGUGAACCCAGGGAUAGAGUGAGCAGUGGGAGCCCCUCCGCCUCCUCCUCCUGCUACCUGUGAACCCAGUGAUGGAGAGAGGGAGUCAGGGUCCUUCAAACUCUAUUCCACAGGGACAGAGAGAAGGGCGAGUAAACCCAUAGACAGGCAAAGAGGUGGGUGGGGGUAGUCUCCCUCCAUCCUCUGCUCCCAUCCCUGUUCUCCAAUUGAAUCUCGGGAUGGAGAAAGGGAAAGAGAGAGAAGGGGUGCCUCCUCCAUCCGCUCCCCACAUUCCUCAAGUAACGACAGGAAUAUCUCCUCGUAUGGUGAUGAAACGUUUGCAAGUAAAUUGCCAAGAUCGGAGAACAAUUCAACUCAACCAUCAAGCAUCAAAGCUACACAUCUUCCGAGUUGUUUCCAAAGACAGGAAUGGAAGUGUGCUUGCUCAGCCCGUCGCACCACUCGCCAGGUGAACACAAGGACAGAGCUACGGGGAGGGGCGCAACAGCUGACCGAGUUUCCCGAGGGCUCAGCAACAUCGGUGGGCUGCUAGGAGGGGUGUAAUGGUUUCAGAUCCAGAUGGUGCAUAAGGAAGUUGUUGCUAGGUCUAGACCCCGAGAUGUCGAUAAUCCCUCUCCGCAUCCUCCUUAAACAUAUAGUGCCUCAUCUGCUAAAUCCCUCCAGCACCGUGUGUGUUGCUCCAAAUUCCAGUGUAUUUUGUGUCUCAAGAGAGGAUGAGGGGCCUAAAGGAACAGCAUAGAAACAUAGAAAACCUACAGCACAAUACAGGCCCUUCGGCCCACAAAGCUGUGCCAAACAUGUCCUUACCUUAGAACUACCUAGGGUUACCCAUUGUCUCAGCUUGCUCCUGCCCCACCAAACUCGUUUCUGUAUACCUCGACACGGUUUUAUCCCCCCUUGUUCAAUCCCUUCCUACCUAUGUUCGUGACACUUCUCACACUCUUAAACUUUUCGAUGAUUUUAAGUUCCCUGGCCCCACCGCUUUAUUUUCACCAUGGAUGUCCAGUCCCUAUAUACUUCCAUCCCCCAUCAGGAAGGUCUCAAAGCUCUACGCUUCUUUUUGGAUUCCAGACCUAAUCAGUUCCCCUCUACCACCACUCUGCUCCGUCUAGCGGAAUUAGUCCUUACUCUUAAUAAUUUCUCCUUUGGCUCCUCCCACUUCCUCCAAACUAAAGGUGUAGCUAUGGGCACCCGUAUGGGUCCCAGCUAUGCCUGCCUUUUUGUUGGCUUUGUGGAACAAUCUAUGUUCCAUGCCUAUUCUGGUAUCUGUCCCCCACUUUUCCUUCGCUACAUCGAUGACAGCAUUGGCGCUGCUUCCUGCAUGCAUGCUGAACUCGUUGACUUUAUUAACUUUGCCUCCAACUUUCACCCUGCCCUCAAGUUUACCUGGUCCAUUUCCGACACCGCCCUCCCCUUUCUAGAUCUUUCUGUCUCUAUCUCUGAAGACAGUUUAUCUACUGAUGUCUAUUAUAAGCCUACUGACUCUCACAGCUAUCUGGACUAUUCCUCUUCCCACCCUGUCUAUUGCAAAAAUGCCAUCCCCUUCUCGCAAUUCCUCCGUCUCCGCCGCAUCUGCUCUCAGGAUGAGGCUUUUCAUUCCAGGACGAAGGAGAUGUCCUCCUUUUUUAAAGAAAGGGGCUUCCCUUCCUCCACCAUCAACUCUGCUCUCAAAUGCAUCUCCCCCAUUUCACACACAUCUCUCACUCCAUCCUCCCGCCAUCCCACUAGGAAUAGGGUUCCUCUUGUCCUCACCUACCACCCCACCAGCCUCCGGGUUCAACAUAUUCUCCGUAACUUCCGCCACCUCCAACGGGAUCCCAUCACUAAGCACAUCUUUCCCUCCCCCCCACCCUGCUUUCUGCAGGGCUCGCUCCCUACAUGACUCCCUUGUCCAUUCGUCCCCCCCAUCCCUCCCCACUGAUCUCCCUCCUGGCACUUAUCCUUGUAAGUGGAACAAGUGCUACACAUGCCCUUACACUUCCUCCCUUACCACCAUUCAGGGCCCCAGACAGUCCUUCCAGGUGAGGUGACACUUCACCUGUGAGUCGGCUGGGGUGAUAUACUGUGUCCAGUGCUCCCGAUGUAGCCUUCUAUAUAUUGGCGAGACCCGACGCAGACUGGGAGACCGCUUUGCUGAACAUCUACGCUCUGUCCGCCAGAGAAAGCAGGAUCUCCCAGUGGCCACACAUUUUAAUUCCACAUCCCAUUCCCAUUCUGACAUGUCUAUCCACAGCCUCCUCUACUGUAAAGAUGAAGCCACACUCAGGUUGGAGGAACAACACCUUAUAUUUCGUCUGGGUAGCCUCCAACCUGAUGGCAUGAACAUCGACUUCUCUAACUUCCGCUAAUGCCCCACUUCCCCCUCGUACCCCAUCUGUUAUUUAUAUACACACAUUCUUUCUCUCACUCUCCUUUUUCUUCCUCUGUCCUUCUGACUAUACCCCUUGCUCAUCCUCUGGGUACGCCCCCCAUUUUCCUUCUCCCUGGGCCUCCUGUCCCAUGAUCUUCUCAUAUCCCCUUUUGCCAAUCACCUGUCCAGCUCUUGGCUCCAUCCUUCCCCCUCCUGUCUUCUCCUAUCAUUUUGGAUCUCCCUCUCCCCCUCCCACUUUCAAAUCUCUUACUAGCUCUUUCUUCAGUUAGUCCUGACGAAGGGUCUCGGCCUGAAACAUCGACUGUACCUCUUCCUAGAGAUGCUGCCUGGCCUGCUGCGUUCACCAGCAACUUUGAUAUGUGUUGCUUGAAUUUCCAGCAUCUGCAGAAUUCCUCGUGUUAGGGUUACCCAUAACCCUCUUUUUCUAAGCUCCAUGUAUCUAUCCAGGAGUCUCUUAAAAGACCCUGUCAUUUCCGCCUCCACCACCGCUGCCAUCAGUCCAUUCCACGCACUCACAACUCUCUGCAUAAAAAAUUUACCCCUGACAUCUCCUCUGCACCUACUUCCAAGCACCUUAAAACUAUGCCCUCUCGUGCUAGCCAUUUCAGUCCUGGAAAAAAGCCUCUGACUAUCCACACAAUCAAUGUCUCUCGUUAUCUUGUACACUUCUAUCAGGUCACCUCUCAUCCUCUGUCACUCCAAGGAGAAAAGCUGAGUUCACUCAACCUACCCUCAUAAGGCAUGCUUCCCAAUCCAGGCAACAUCCUUGUAAAUCUCCUCUGCACCCUUUCUAUAGUUUCCACAUCCUUCCUGUAGUGAGGCAACCAGAACUGAGCACAGUAUUCCAAGUGGGGUCUGACCAGGGUCCUGUAUAGCUGCAACAUUACCUCUCUGCUCUUGAACUCAAUCCUACGAUUGAUGAAGGCCAAUGCACCGUAUGCCUUCUUAACCACAGAGUCGACCUGCACAACAGUUUUGAGUGUCCUAUGGACUCGGACCCUAAGGUCCCUCUGAUCCUCCACACCGCCAAGAGUCUUACGGUUAAUGCUAUAUUCUGCCAUCGUAUUUGACAUAACAAAAUGAACCACCUCACGCUUAUCUGGGUUGAACUCCAUAGGCCACUUCUCAGCCCAGUUUUGCAUCCUAUCAACAUCGCACUGUAACCUCUGACAGCCCUCCACACUAUCCACAACAUCCCCAACCUUUGUGUCAUCAGCAUAUUUACUAACCCAUCCCUCCACCUCCUCAUCCAAGUCAUUUAUAAAAAUCACGAAGAGAAGGGGUCCCAGAACAGAUCCCUGAGGCACACCACUGGUCACCGCCAUACAUGCAGAAUAUGAUCUGUCUACAACCACUCUUUGCCUUCUGUGGGCAAGCCAAUUCUGGAUCCACAGUGUCCCAUUGGAUCCCAUGCCUCCUUACUUUCUCAAUAAGCCUUGCAUGGGGUACCUUAUCAAAUGUCUUACUGAAAUCCAUAUACACUACAUCUAUGGUUCUACCUUCAUCAAUGUGCGGAAAGGGUGGAACUGUUGGUGUGCGUGGGGAAUGAGGAACAUGGAUAUUGUGUAGGCAGACUAGUUUCAUAUGGCUCCUAGUCAUUCAAUGACUAGUAUAAUUAGUUCGGUACAGUAGGAUGAGUCAAAGGGCUUGUUCUCAUGCUGUUACCAUACUGUGGAAGCCUUGGCAUUUCUUCUGGCUCCCCACCUAAGCUGUUUGACCCACUGGAUCCAUCAUCUGAUGCGUCAGCUUCAGAUCUUGGCAUCUCUCCUAUCUCCAGAAAGGUUCAGGGAGGGCACCUGUCCCCUCACUAAAGAGGCGAGAGGGGGUCCAAGUGGCCUUUGUUCCAAGGGGCAGGGACCAAGAACAGUCAUAGUGAUGGGGUGAGCAGUCAUGUGUGUGUGCGCACACAUGUUUGAAGAGAGAAUAUACUGUUUACAUUAUCUUAAGUAACCUGCCAGUUAAAAGUGCGUAGUAAUGCUGCAGUGCGGGUGAAGCCUGGAGGGGGGGAAAGGGAAGAGGAAGAGUCCACUUCCCCAUCCCUCCUGUACGCCUGUGAACAGGGGGUGUAGUGAUUAGAACCCCUGCACCCAGAAUUAUCUUCAAGAGCACAGGUGAGCCCUAAGCGGAUAGCUGGGUGCAUGUGUUAACUUGUACAGCCACUAGCCUCUCUCCCCAACCUGUUCUCUUCUCCCUAAUCCACAGGGCUAUAGGUUCCCUCCCUUGGGCGAGAGCCAUGAUCUUGUACAUACAUUUUUGUAUGAUGAAUUAUGAAAGUAACUCAGGAUGAUUUUCCUCU